Messenger RNA from Cyclopterus lumpus (lumpfish), 629 nucleotides. RefSeq names its product schwannomin-interacting protein 1. Gene Ontology annotation, cellular component: plasma membrane; cell junction. The transcript is spliced from 6 exons. Lineage: Eukaryota; Metazoa; Chordata; Actinopteri; Perciformes; Cyclopteridae. The record is from RefSeq and is a predicted model, not a curated record. Gene Ontology annotation, biological process: positive regulation of hippo signaling. Bases 1 to 573 code for a protein of 190 amino acids.
AUGCACUGGGAGGACCUGAGCCUCCGGAUAGCUGAGCUGGAGAAACAAGAGCAGGAGAGGAGGGAAAGGUCAAAGAGCGGGGCGGGGGUGAGGACGGAGGGCAGUCAGCGGGGGGGGUGGAGAGACGUCUGGGGGGGAGACGAGGACGACUGCAGCAGGUGUCGAGUCGCCGUCGUCACUUCACGAUUGCACAACCAUAGAAACCUGCAGCUGUGCUUCAUAAACGACAGCGACAGUGAAGACGAGGAGGAAGGAAGCACCAAGAAGGUAACGGCCGCCGCCGCCGGGCUGAAACAGGAAGUGGCGAAUGCUCUGAGGACGCUGAGAGACGAGCUGCUGGCUGAGCAGAAGGAGGCGGAGCAUCUGACUAGCAGCAGCUGUGUUGCCGAGCGGAAACAUCUGGACCGUCGGGAGCUGCAGGAGCGUUCAGCUCAGCAGCUCAGCAGCUUGGGAACAUCAUUCCAACAGGAAGUACACGCUCUGAGCUCUGAGCUCGUGGCCCACCUGGUGGUCCGAGACCAGCUGAGGACGAAGCAGGACGCCAUGCUGCUGGACGUCCAGGACCUGACCUGACAACCAGGACCUGACAACCAAGACCUGGCAACCAGGACCUGACCUGGCAACCAGGA